AUGACAACAUCUGUGGCCAGCGCCGCGCGGCAUGUGCGACCAACUGCGCAGGACGAUGUGCUUCAUCAAGAUGAAGUUGGCCAUCGAGUCACAAAACAUGGCCUCGAGGUAGUGCAAUACAUCAAGGGUCUUUAUGACUCGGGCGCCAAGAUCUGGACCAAAGAGAUGUUUCAAAACAUAGAGGCAGAGCUCGCAAACGAUAUAAAACCCUCGAGUGUUAUGGUACGGAGCAUGAACGGCUUGCAAAGGCGCAGGGGCGUGUCUGCUGAGGGAAUUGACGACAAGGAUCCUGAUAUGGGAUAUAUGCACCAUUAUAUCAUGUUUAAGAUAUACCAAGAGAUCCUUUAUGAAGCCGAGGAAGAAGAGCUGGAAAUCGCCGACGGUAAAGACAUUGACUGGGAAGAUAGUCAUAAUACAAUUGCCCCCACCUCCUUGGAGUUGGCGCUAAUAUCCAAGAAAACACUUACAAUAGACUUUGCCGAGCUCGAGGCUGCAUGGAACGAAAGCCAGCACAACUGGACCCUAAGUUCUGCAUACAGUGAGCUCGUAGCGGUUCUACGAAAAGCAACCUUUCCACCCACUACGAACAAGAUAGUAUGCUUCGGGCUUGGCAGCUUAGAGGGAUCGCAGGAUUAUCCCACUUUGCAGGAUAUGGCAAAAUGCGACGGCCUUCCACGCCGUGCCGCUAUUACACAACAUGCCGCUGCCCUUACAAUAGCUGAGGUACUGGGUCAGCAGCUGCAACGAGACCCUUUGCCGAUCUACGCUCAGGACCCUGCCUACUCUCCCACCGCAACACGAAUACUGGAGGAGAAAGGUAUCAAUGUUGUGGGAGGUUGCGGCAGCCUGGCCUUUACACUUGUUGACGAUGAUACCGUGGUAUUCAGCUGCCAUCCUAACAUCGCGGUGAAGCAGAUAGUUGCCGAUAUUGCAAGACCAGUAGCCAUGUUGUGGAACCGAGUCACGCCAGAGGAGGAAGAAAACAGCCGAUGGACUGUCGAGAUAGUAAACGGGGAGACAAUAUUCAUAUCACCCUGGUUGACGGAUCAAGAUUCUCCUCGGACACGUGCGCUUGUAGAAGGCUAUGAAGGGAUUCCGUUCCCUGAAGAGCAGGAGCGUUUCGGGGACCUUGUGAUGUACAUUCGGCAGGAUUGA
This is a messenger RNA of Neoarthrinium moseri, 1155 nucleotides long. RefSeq lists its product as uncharacterized. The record is from RefSeq and is a predicted model, not a curated record. Bases 1 to 1155 code for a protein of 384 amino acids. The transcript has 4 exons. Lineage: Eukaryota; Fungi; Ascomycota; Sordariomycetes; Amphisphaeriales; Apiosporaceae.